AUCAGCUGUGUAUCAUACACUGGGAACAUGUAACAUAACAAAUGUGCGUAUUUAAAAUUUCGAUGUGAAAAUGUCCACUGAGACAAUUUUAAAAAAAACAACUCAAUGUUUAUGAUAACUUCGUUGUGGAAGAAACAUGGCGCGCCGGAGGAGCAGUGGUAUCACGAGCCUGGGAUUUAACCAGGAUCAAGGCUGCUUCACAUGCUGCCUAACAUCUGGCCUGCGGGUCUACAAUGUGGAUCCUCUUGUUGAAAAGGCACAUUACAGCAAAGAAGAGCUGGGUGAAGUGUCACUAUGUGAAAUGGUGUUCCGAACCAACUGGCUUCUUGUUGUGAGAGCGCGCCGGCCCUGCAGUCUCAUGCUGUUAGAUGAUCAGCAACGGGCUUACAAAGCUGAAGUGCUAUUCAAAUCACCAAUAAGAGCUCUGCGCGCUAGGAAAGACAAGGUAGCUGUAGUACUCCACUCUUCUAUACAAGUCUUAUCACUGCCGUCGUUAGCGCGAGUCGCAUUGCUGAGGACGCCGGCGACUGCACGACCUUUGUGCGCGAUCGCAACGGAUCCAAACGCGCUUCAAUUGCUCGCUGCGCCUGCGCAUCGGAAAGGCUCAUUGCAGCUAUUGGACGUAUCCCGAGCAGUUAAAGGUGCAGCUUCAAGUUCCCCCGCCGUUGUUGGUUGCCAUCAAACGGAUUUAGUUUGUAUUAGUCUAUCAGCUAACGGGGCGAAGCUCGCCACGGCCUCCGAGAGGGGAACGAUCAUACGCUUAUGGGACACCACCACCAAGCAUAUGCUGCACGAGUUGAGACGAGGCUCCGAUUAUGCUGAUGUUUAUUGUAUAAACUUCAACUGGUCGGGCUCGCUGGUGUGCUGCGUGUCGGACAAGGGCACGCUGCACGUGUGGCUCGCGCGCGGCUCGUACGCGCACGUGUGCGCCGCGCCCGCCGCGCCGCCGCUGCGCGCGCUCUGCGCCUUCAGCGACGACACCAGCGCGGUCGUCGUUAGUGAAGACGGAACAUUUCACAAAUUCACAUUUUCUGCCGAAGGUAACUGCCAUCGAAGCGAUUUUGAAUAUUUCUUACAGGUAGGCGAUGAUGACGAAUUUUUGCAUUAAUUAUAAUAUCGCUAGAUCAGAUUAACAGACAAUAAAUCAUUUUUAAGUGAUUAAAGGUGAAUCAAAAAGUGAUAAAACACAGUGUUUACAUUUAUAAGCCAUUUCGGAUCCACACGAUGGUGUAUUUUUGCUAAAUUAUAAUUGGCUGAACUUUUUUAAGGUUAAUAUAAGUAUUUUGCGCAAUUGUGAUAUUGUUAAUUUUGAAAAGGUUGCGUAUUAAGUAUAAAAAAAAAGGAUUUAAUAUUGCGAGAUAGUAAUAAAACAUUAAUAAUUACGGAUUUCAUAAGACUGCGCUCACAUAAACUAAAUAAUUUUAACAAAUACGUCAGUGUAAAUUAGUACUUAUAUUAUCCUUAAAACCUUAUUUUUUAAAAUCGACGUUGUAUCGUAUCGUAUCCAUCGACAGUAUAAAAUGGUUUAAAUAAAAAAAAAGACCUCGCUGAUAAAUAUUGUAUAGGGGGCUUCUCUCUUUCUGUCGUCGAUAAUUUGACAUUUGAAACGUUUUAGAUAUGUUUUUAUGAUUCCAAAAAGUUGUAAAAACCAUUCUAUACUGUAGUAAUGAUUUAUAUAAAUUUAUCUUACGUCAAUUUUAUCUUUAUUAUUUCUAGCACGGUGGAAAUAUAUUUAAAGUGAUUUUAUAUAAUGAAACGUUCAUUUUUACGUUCAUAAUUAAAAUGAGAGCAACGAAAACUUCAUCAACACAAAUUGACAUAUAUGAUUAAUGCAUAGAUAAUGAAAAUAGACUGUCAUUUGUUUUUAAUGUCUCACAUACCUUCUUAUUUUAAAAAGACAAUGGGCACUAAAAUAAGCAUUUUUAUAAUAGUUUUGGAACAGUGUAGAUUAUAAAGAAAAUUUUAAAGAAUGAAGAUCUGAAUGCACUGAAAGAAUGAAUGAAAAAAAUUGAAAAUAUCUUUCUUAAAUUGUAUUUGCAUAGGGAUAUUAUUUUGAAAUAAUGUUAUAGUUUAUUUCUAAAGUCACAAAUCUUAUCAUAAAAUUAAAUAAUGUACCUGUUUAUAAAAGCUUUUCUUGCUUUUUAACUGUAUUAAUUAUAUUUUGUAAUGGCAACUACAUCCAAUCCAAUGUAUCAUUCUAAAUUCUAUACACUUCUUGGUUGUUAUAAAUAAGUAAUUAAACAAAAACGGUAAAAUAUUACAAUUAAAGAUACUUUAAAAAAAAACUAGAUUUGUUAACAUUUGUAAAUCUUUGAAAAUCGUACAAAAUACAUAACAGUCUUAAUAAAGUGUAUUUUGAAAAAGGAAUAAACUCGAAAUUUAAAAUUAUUUCUUUGUAACAAAAAACAUUUGCAUGAUAAGGGUGCUAUUAACAUAUGAAUCUUAACAAGUCUCAGAAAUAUUGCAAUAAACACCAUUUAACUAUUUUUUAAGGAAUUAACAUAGUAUUUAAUAUUUUUAUUUAACUAAAUUAAAGUCCUUAACGCGCAAUAUGUAUAGAAUCAUAUGUUUGUGAUGUCACGUGUUCUAAAUAUAUAAUGAUUAAUUAUUAUUAGAGGUUUUAUACGAUUAAUAUAUUUAAUACAAAUAAAACUAAUUUUAAACGUAUCUCGCUAUACUGAUACUAGUAAUAAAAAUCUUGUCAUCAAAAAUAUAUUUUUAAUUUUAUUUCACUUAAAGCAAAGUUAAAAUUUUAGAUUCUAACGCUCAAUGUACCUUUAUGCAUUUGCUCAUUUUUAUGGGAAUUCGAAAAAUAUUUUCUUUUAUAAGUCAAAUAACAGGUGAAUGAAUAAGAUUAGUGAAUGGAUGAAAUCAUUCAGUCAAAUAUGUUCUGUAUACAUAAAUUUAUGUAACGGUUAAAACUUUAAAUAGUGUAUGCAAUUGAAUGAUUUAAUUUAGUUGUGUGUGUUAAUUACGAGCAUAUCCAUUAGAUUUAGUUAUGAUGUUAGUUAAAUUUUUGAACUGAGAGAUAUUUUUGUGAGAGAUAGGUUUAAACUUUAAUAUAUAGAAUACACUAACCCCUUGUGUUGUUUCAAAUCUGUAUAACUUUGUAAAUAUAUUUUAGCCGCAUAGCUUUUAUAUAUUGACGCUAGGAACUUAGUGACAAAUCAAUGUGUCUGCUAAUUUUUACUUUAAAUAGGAUAAUGACAACACUAUGAGAAAAGCUAGUAAAUAAAUAAAAGUAUAUAAAAAUUGUGGUACCCAUGAAUUUUUUAAUAAAUAGUUUGUUACUUUCCAUUUACUAAUUACUUACUAAGCAUCGUGUGUCAUUAUACUUAAUUAAAUGUAUCGUUAAGAUUCAGACAUUUUAUCAAAUAAAAAAUGGGCACCUUUUGUAAAUAUGAGAAAUUAAGUUUAUUUUUUUAAUGGAAAUUGUGACAUUAUACUCCACUGUUUUGUAACUAACAAUAAGUUGUGGAGUCAACAGUAUAGGAUUUGCAAUUUUCACAAUAAAAAAUAUUUUUAAUCAUUCUUUUUUUUUAAC
Molecule: messenger RNA, 3544 nt
Organism: Nymphalis io (European peacock)
Lineage: Eukaryota; Metazoa; Arthropoda; Insecta; Lepidoptera; Nymphalidae
Product: WD repeat domain phosphoinositide-interacting protein 4-like
Exons: 8
Coding region: 137-1108 (323 amino acids)
Biological process (GO): protein localization to phagophore assembly site; nucleophagy; protein lipidation
Cellular component (GO): cytosol; extrinsic component of membrane; phagophore assembly site membrane
Molecular function (GO): phosphatidylinositol-3,5-bisphosphate binding; phosphatidylinositol-3-phosphate binding; protein binding
Source: RefSeq, a predicted model, not a curated record